Cherax quadricarinatus is the source of this 1416-nucleotide messenger RNA. Lineage: Eukaryota; Metazoa; Arthropoda; Malacostraca; Decapoda; Parastacidae. The record is from RefSeq and is a predicted model, not a curated record.
AUGUACCCUCGAGGCUACGGCAUAUGGCCUUCAGGAGAUUUUUCUCCGCGUUAUGGGACAGUGCAUUCUGCAAUCAAUGGGGGUGUGGAGUCGUGUGAUUUGGUGCCUGGCUCUGAUGCCUCGGGAGGGCCGAGGCCUGACCUCUGGAGCGAAGAAGUCGACCGGGAAGUGGCGGCGGCGGAGACGUGUGUCACUCUCCCAGGGACGUUGGGGGAGUCGAAGGUGACGUCUGAGGAGACUUUCGUCCAGGAAGCUUCAACAGGAUGGUUAUUAUUUGCAAUGUGUGAUCAACGGAUUUUUUGGAUGAGGAAAGAUGAAGUAGAAAAUAAAACAUCAUUAAACCAGAAAUGGGAGGAUCGUCCCACGAAAAACACUAAAAGAAAGAGAGAAGAAGAAGAAGAGGAGACUGAGGCCAGCACUAGUACAAAAGUGAGUAAAAAGCGAAGAGAAGAUUAUGAAGAGAGUAAUUAUCACCUGAAAACAUUGAAUAAAAGAAAGAGACAAGAAGAAGAGGAGACUGAGGCCAGCACUAGUACAAAAGUGAGUAAAAAGCGAAGAGAAGAUUAUGAAGAGAGUAAUUAUCACCUGAAAACAUUGAAUAAAAGAAAGAGACAAGAAGAAGAGGAGACUGAGGCGAACACUAGUACAAAAGUGAGUAAAAAGCGAAGAGAAGAUGAUGGAGAGAGUAAUUAUCACCUGAAAACAAUGAAUAAAAGUAAGAGAGAAGAAGAGGAGACUGAGGCCAGCACUAGUACAAAAGUGAGUAAAAAGCGAAGAGAAGAUGAUGAAAGUAAUUAUCACCUGAAAACAUUGAAUAAAAGAAAGAGAGAAGAAGAAGAAGAGGAGACUGAGGUCAGCACUAGUACAAAAGUGAGUAUAAAGCGAAGAGAAGAUGAUGAAGAGAGUAAUUAUCACAUGAAAACAUUGAAUAAAAGAAAGAGACAAGAAGAAGAAGAGGAGACUGAGGCGAACACUAGUACAAAAGUGAGUAAAAAGCGAAGAGAAGAUGAUGGAGAGAAUAAUUAUGAAGGUGAUAACGAUGAGUAGGAUAGGGACAAAAGGUUAAAAGUAGUUGAGAUAAAGGAUAACACGUAAGAAGAAAAUCAAAUAAAAUAUCAGGACAAUGCUAGUCAAACUCCCCAUAUACUGAUCAAAUAACUAGAGGAAUUUUGUUAAUUACAUAAUAUAAAAAUAUUUCCUCGCGAAAAAAUUCAUGAAUGGUUGAAGAGUGAGUCUACAUACGUUAUAGGAGAAGGAAGGGUUGGAAAAUGUUGGCUGGUGGUUGACGGCGAGUAAUAAUUAGUAGUGAAGAGAAUAAAAUCUGCAUUGUUCUAUGGAGAAUUUUGUAAUGAAGUGACGUAACUACAAAAUGUACAAGGAAUUACCGGUGUUUAGUAGUUGUUGGGAGUUAAUGUG